Capsella rubella is the source of this 1054-nucleotide messenger RNA. Its product is annotated as agamous-like MADS-box protein AGL80. Gene Ontology annotation, molecular function: DNA-binding transcription factor activity, RNA polymerase II-specific; RNA polymerase II cis-regulatory region sequence-specific DNA binding; protein dimerization activity. The transcript has a single exon. NCBI's taxonomy places the organism in Eukaryota, Viridiplantae, Streptophyta, Magnoliopsida, Brassicales, Brassicaceae. The coding region runs from base 25 to 837 and encodes 270 amino acids. The record is from RefSeq and is a predicted model, not a curated record. Gene Ontology annotation, biological process: positive regulation of transcription by RNA polymerase II.
UUUUAAAGUUGUGGUCUCAUCACCAUGACGAGAAAGAAGCUAAACCUAUCUUACAUUGAUAAUGAUUCAAUGAGGAAAGCAACCUUUAACAAGAGAAAGAAAGGGUUUAUGAAAAAAAUCCACGAGCUUACCGUACUAUGCGGAAUCGAAGCAUGUGCGGUGGUUUAUAACCCAUCCAACUCAACCCCAGAGGCGUGGCCAUCGAACUCGGGAGUGAAGAACGUAGUGGAGAAGUUUGAGAUGCUGACAGAGGUCGAGCAAGAGAAAAGAAUGGUGAACCACGAAGGCUUUCUCAAGCAGAACAUAUCAAAGGCUGUGGCGAACAACAACAAAAAGAUGAAGGACAAUGGAGAGAGGUUGAUGAAAGAGGUCAUGUUCCAGCUUCUUAGAGGCAAAAGAGACGAGUUUAAGCUGACUAACAAAAACCGUGAAGAUUUGUGUAACUACAUUGAUCAAUAUCUUCGAGAACUUCAUCACCACAAGAACGAAACUCUUAAGCGAUCUUCUGAAGCUACAAAUGCCAUGGCACCACCAUCUAUGGUUGAAGUGAGUUCUCACUCAUUUCCAUAUCUCAAUGUUGGCAACUCUCCUCGGCCAGCUAAUGAUUUGUGGUCUUUGAAGCCUAUAAUCUCUUCGAGCGAGAUACCAGAGGAGGUUAAUACUCUUACUGGUGCUGCUGCUGACCAACAAGAGUAUUAUCCAGUUGGCCUUUCUGAUCAGUAUCAAUAUCAACAACAGUAUGAAUAUCCGAUUGAGCCUCAAGAUUUAAUUGACAAUCCGAGUCAAAAUCAGGAUCAGCAAGAAGAAUGGUUGAUCUCGAAUGAUGGACCAUUCUAAGGAAUUGAGUUUUCCUUUGAUGGAUUAUAUCAGCUGUUACUACCAACAAACUCUGAUGAUAUGUAUUGCCUUCGUAAUUCAGAAAUUUAGAUUCAUUAUGUUAUGCCAUUAAAGGAGGAUUAAGUUUACUCCAUUUGCUUUGUAUCCGGUUAUUAUUCCUUUUGUUUCAUGUUUUCUACAAUUUUAAUUUUGUUUCAAAAAAUAUCAUAUUAUUUAG